UCCUCGCCCGCGCCGUCCCCGCGGCUCCCGCCGGCCCCCGCGGGCCGGGCCCCGCGUUAUGUCGUGAUCCCGGGCGGGCGGCGCUGCUGCUGCUGCUCAUGGGGCUGCUCAGGAUUAUGCUGCCGCCCAAGUUGCAGCUGCUGGCGGUGCUGGUGUUCGGGGUGGCCGUGCUGUUCCUGGAGAACCAGAUCCAGAAGCUGGAGGAGUCCCGCGGCAAGCUGGAAAGGGCUAUUGCAAGGCAUGAAGUCAGAGAAAUAGAGCAGCGUCACACAGUCGAUGGUCCCCGACAAGAUGUGACACUGGAUGAGGAAGAUGAUGUGGUGAUUAUUUACAACAGAGUACCCAAGACUGCCAGCACAUCCUUCACAAAUAUUGCCUAUGAUCUCUGUGCUAAGAACAAAUACCAUGUUCUACAUAUCAAUACAACCAAAAAUAACCCUGUUAUGUCUCUGCAAGAUCAGGUGCGCUUUGUGAAGAACGUGACCUCGUGGAAGGAGAUGAAGCCGGGAUUUUACCACGGCCACGUCUCGUACCUGGACUUCGCCAAAUUUGGUGUUAAAAAGAAACCAAUUUACAUAAAUGUCAUAAGAGACCCUAUAGAACGCCUAGUUUCUUAUUAUUACUUUCUGCGCUUUGGAGAUGAUUACAGACCAGGGCUACGGAGGCGAAAGCAGGGGGAUAAAAAGACCUUUGAUGAAUGUGUGGCAGCUGGAGGUUCCGACUGUGCUCCAGAGAAACUUUGGCUUCAAAUUCCAUUCUUCUGUGGCCACAGCUCAGAAUGCUGGAAUGUGGGAAGCAGAUGGGCUUUGGAACAAGCCAAAUACAAUCUGAUUAAUGAAUACUUCCUAGUGGGAGUUACUGAAGAGCUUGAAGACUUUAUCAUGUUAUUGGAGGCAGCUCUGCCCCGGUUCUUCAGGGGUGCUACAGAACUGUACCGGACAGGAAAGAAGUCGCAUCUUAGAAAAACAACUGAGAAAAAACUUCCCACAAAAGAAACUAUUGCCAAGCUACAGCAGUCUGAAAUCUGGAAAAUGGAGAAUGAGUUCUAUGAAUUUGCACUGGAGCAAUUUCAGUUUGUCAGAGCACAUGCAGUUCGGGAAAAAGAUGGAGAAUUGUAUAUUCUGGCUCAAAACUUUUUCUAUGAAAAGAUUUACCCUAAAUCAAACUAAGAAUCCUAUACUAUUAGAUUUAUGGACCUAAAUCUUUGGCCACAUCAUCAUCUUAGUCCUCAGCCAUGGAAAUUAGAUUGCUUGUAGACCUCCAAGACAUUUCUUUGUACGAGAAAAGUGGGUUGUGGAUCACCUCCAGGGCUUUGGAUAUAGCUGUGUUGGUAAUCCAGAAGCAAAGGCUUCAUUUCUUUUAUCUAACUAAUAUUUUCAGUGGGAGUCAAUAUCCUUAACCUGAAGAAAUCUACAAUGUAAUUUGGAGCAAUUAAUACAAGGCAGUUUUAUUUGAAAAUGUAAACAAUCAAAAAACCACUUCUGUUGAUGCUCUUUUUAAUUUUCAGAGCAAUUUAUUUUCAUUUAUACUUCUGUGAAGAGGAAAUAAUUUUUCCCCAGCUUUCACCAUGGAAAUUUCUGUUGUAUACAGUAUGAGUAGCCCUAAUAACUGGUUGACAUCUGUGCUUUGUUUUAGUGAAUCAUGUCACAUGAUAUUAAUUGGGAUGGUUAAUCAUGUUCUGCUGAGAAAUGCUGCUGCUGGAAUUGGCAUAUUUAUAUAUGUGGUUUUAUUAAAAAAUUACAAAUA
Messenger RNA from Melozone crissalis (California towhee), 1746 nucleotides. RefSeq names its product heparan sulfate 2-O-sulfotransferase 1 (gene HS2ST1). Gene Ontology annotation, molecular function: heparan sulfate 2-sulfotransferase activity. Lineage: Eukaryota; Metazoa; Chordata; Aves; Passeriformes; Passerellidae. The coding region runs from base 99 to 1169 and encodes 356 amino acids. The transcript has 7 exons. Gene Ontology annotation, cellular component: membrane. The record is from RefSeq and is a predicted model, not a curated record.